Ochotona princeps (American pika) is the source of this 933-nucleotide messenger RNA. RefSeq names its product olfactory receptor 2A7-like. Bases 1 to 933 code for a protein of 310 amino acids. Gene Ontology annotation, molecular function: G protein-coupled receptor activity; olfactory receptor activity. Gene Ontology annotation, cellular component: membrane. NCBI's taxonomy places the organism in Eukaryota, Metazoa, Chordata, Mammalia, Lagomorpha, Ochotonidae. Gene Ontology annotation, biological process: G protein-coupled receptor signaling pathway. The transcript has a single exon. The record is from RefSeq and is a predicted model, not a curated record.
AUGGCUGAAAAUCAGACAUCCGUCACAGAGUUCAUCCUGCUGGGGUUUCCCCUGGGCCCAAGGACUCAGGAGUUUCUCUUUGGGAUCUUCCUGCUGUUCUACACCCUCACCCUGCUGGGGAAUGGAGUCAUUCUGGGACUCAUCUGGCUGGACUCCAGGUUGCACAGCCCCAUGUAUUUCUUCCUCUCACACUUGGCCGUGGUCGACAUCGCCUAUGCUUGCAACACAGUGCCCCAGAUGCUGGUGAACCUCCUGAAUCCAGCCAAGCCCAUUUCCUUUGCUGGCUGUGUAACACAGACAUUCCUCUUUCUUACAUUUGCCAUCACAGAGUGUCUCCUGCUGGUGGUGAUGUCCUAUGACCGGUAUGUGGCCAUCUGCCGCCCACUGCGGUAUUCUGCCAUCAUGAGCUGGAGAGUAUGUAUCACGCUGGCUGCGACUUCCUGGACCACUGGAGUGCUAAUAUCCCUGGUUCAUCUAGUGUUACUCGUUCCUUUGCCCUUCUGUAAGUCUCAGAAAAUUCAUCACUUCUUUUGUGAAAUCAUGGCUGUGCUCAAACUAGCCUGUGCGGAUACCCGCAUCAACGAGAACAUAGUCCUAGCUGGAGCGACUUCUGUGCUGGUGGGACCUCUCUCCUCGAUUGUCGUCUCCUAUGCGUGUAUCCUCUGUGCCAUUCUUCGAAUCAAGUCUGCAGAAGGUCAGAGGAAAGCCUUCUCCACCUGCUCCUCACACCUCUGCGUGGUUGGACUCUUUUAUGGCACAGCCAUAAUCACAUAUGUUGGUCCCAGAUACGGGAACCCCAAAGAACAAAAGAAAUACCUCCUGCUGUUUCACAGCCUCUUCAACCCCAUGCUCAACCCCCUUAUUUAUACUCUUAGGAACUCAGAAGUAAAGAACACAUUGAAAAGAGUUCUGGGAAUGGAGAGAGAUAUAUGA